AUGGUAACUGCAGCUCCCUGCUGUGGGUUCCUGAAGAUUCAGCUGCCAGCAGCUCAACUCCCACAGAUGGAGGAAAGUCUUAACAGACAUCGAUACUUGAACUCUUUCCCUCACGAAAACUCCACUGCCUUCUAUGGAAUAAAUCAGUUUUCUCAUUUGUUUCCUGAAGAGUUCAAAGCUUUAUAUUUAGGCAGCAAACCUGCCUGGGCUCCCAGAUACCCAGCAGAGGGACAGACACCUAUCCACAACGUCUCUCUGCCAGCGAGAUUUGACUGGAGGGACAAGCAUGUUGUAAACGAAGUGAGGAACCAGAAGAGGUGUGGAGGAUGCUGGGCCUUCAGCGUGGUGAGUGCAGUAGAAUCGGCUUAUGCGAUCCAAGGGAAACCACUCGGUUACCUAAGCGUGCAGCAGGUCAUCGACUGCUCCUUCAGUAAUUACGGCUGCAGCGGUGGCUACCCUUUCGGUGCCUUGAGCUGGCUAAAUACGACACACUUAAAGUUGGUGGCAGAGUCAGAAUACCCAUUCAAGGCAAAAAAUGGCCUGUGUCGCUACUUUCCCCAGUCACAGCCUGGAGUUUCAGUCAAGAAUUUUUCUGCAUAUGACUUCAGCGACCAAGAAGAUGAAAUGGCAAAAGCACUUCUGACCUUCGGCCCUUUGGUUGUGCUAGUGGAUGCAGUGAGCUGGCAGGAUUAUCUGGGAGGCAUAAUCCAGCACCACUGCUCCAGUGGGAAAGCAAACCAUGCGGUGCUCAUCACAGGCUUUGAUAAAACAGGAAAUACUCCAUAUUGGAUAGUGCGAAACUCCUGGGGAAACUCGUGGGGAGUAGAUGGCUACGCCCAUGUGAGAGUGGGAGGUAAUGUGUGUGCCUUAGAUUACCUCAUCUACAAGGACUCUGAACCUAACACAAUGUGUAACCUCACAGUUAGAGCUGCCCUCGGAGACGGAGUGCCAUAUGUGCGGAUUUGA
This is a messenger RNA of Acomys russatus (golden spiny mouse), 966 nucleotides long. RefSeq names its product cathepsin O (gene Ctso). Gene Ontology annotation, molecular function: cysteine-type endopeptidase activity. Bases 1 to 966 code for a protein of 321 amino acids. Gene Ontology annotation, cellular component: lysosome. NCBI's taxonomy places the organism in Eukaryota, Metazoa, Chordata, Mammalia, Rodentia, Muridae. The transcript has 8 exons. The record is from RefSeq and is a predicted model, not a curated record.